Molecule: messenger RNA, 1005 nt
Organism: Pistacia vera
Lineage: Eukaryota; Viridiplantae; Streptophyta; Magnoliopsida; Sapindales; Anacardiaceae
Product: protein PPLZ12-like
Exons: 4
Coding region: 1-702 (233 amino acids)
Source: RefSeq, a predicted model, not a curated record
AUGGGGAAUACGUUUUGUGGAGUUAUUGGGUGCAUAGACCAGGCCAGUAUCGGCGUGGUCGAGAAAUGGGGCCGGUUCGACAAGUUGGCUCAGCCGGGGUUCAACCUUUUCAAUCCUUUCGCUGGUGAAUGGCUCGCGGGAGUGAUGUCCACCAGGAUCAGUUCCCUCGAUGUCCGCAUCGAAACCAAAACCAAGAAGGGUGAAGUUGUAAAUCUGUUUGGAGAACUUGAGAAGGUGAUGGGAGCAUAUGGAUAUAGCAUUGAACAUAUACUGAUGGUUGACAUUAUACCUGAUGCUGCUGUGCGCAAAGCAAUGAAUGAGAUCAAUGCAGCUCAAAGACUUAAGCUUGCUAGUGUAUACAAAGGGGAAGCUGAGAAGAUUCUCCAAGUUAAAAGAGCAGAAGCGGAAGCUGAAGCCAAGUACCUUGGUGGAGUAGGAGUGGCGAGACAACGACAGGCAAUUACAGAUGGUUUGAGAGAGAACAUCUUGAACUUCUCUCACAAGGUGGAAGGCGCCUCAGCUAAGGAAGUGAUGGAUCUCAUCAUGGUCACUCAGUAUUUCGACACAAUUAAGGACCUUGGAAACUCAUCAAAGAACACCACUGUUUUUAUACCCCAUGGUCCUGGCCAUGUUAGGGAUAUCACAGAGCAGAUACGCAAUGGGAUGAUGGAGGGUGCCUGUGCUGAAAUAAAAAUCGAGUGAUUUUGGCCCCUGAGCAGUUAUUGUCCAACAUUGCUGCCCUGGGUAAAGUUCUAUCUUUUAAUUUAGAGAGGCUGGGUAAAAUAGAUGGCGUUCAAACUAGUUAAUACAGUUACAUUACAUCAUAUAGUAUAGUGCGUAAUGGCGUCCAUAUUACUGUAUAGUCUCUGAGGUUGUGUAAACAAUAUUUUCAUGUUUUGUUUGAUCAUCAUUUGAAUGGAUAAUUUCUGUUAUUUUGUUUUCAAGGCUGUAUAAGCUCUGGAAACAAGUAUUGCUAAUAAUUUUGAAAACCGAUGAUUAAUAUGA